AUGAAGGGGGUCGUUCGCCCUACUCAUAUUGAUCUUGCUUCAAUCCUCGCAGAGCCCAACCCUUCUGUCGACCUGCGCCUACAUGCAUAUGAAGCCUCCACAUCUAAUUUUCUCAGGGCGGUCACCAACUAUGCAAACCGCGCAGUGGCAGAGAUCACCAAACAUAGGAACGCUCAGGAGGCGGACAAGAAGCGCUUGACUGAGAAGACUGCUGCAGUCAAAGCUGAAACUAAUCAGUGCAAGGUGAAGGAGAUCGAGCUGCUGGCUGUAAUGGAAAGGGAAAAAGAAGAGGUCCGAGAAGCUGAGAUAUCAAUUACUGCUCUGAAACGCCAACUUGCAUCCAUCCGUGAAACUUGCCAGUCCAUCGAUGCAGAGAUAGAGCAGUAUCGUGCUCUGAACGCCAAUCUAAAACGAGAAAAAGACCGAGAGCGACAGACGCUAGAAAUGCAUGCAGCACAAACAGGGCCUGAAUUAAAUGCCUGCGAAACCCGUCUGCGUUGUCAUAUCGAGGGAAUAGAGAAAGACCGGCUCCUAAUCCGAUUUACACACAUCGACAAGAUUGACAUUGAUCGCGAGUUUAGCUUCGUGCUCGAUGUUGCAUCCAGGUCGAAUCAAGUGAUAACAACCACACCACCACUGCCCAAUCUUCCCAUACUACUCAACGAACUAAAUGACAUGAGAGAUAUAUUCCGUUUUAUCAAGUUGAUGCGCUCGGCGUUUGCCCAAUUGGUAGAGCAGCCCUAA
Messenger RNA from Suillus clintonianus, 744 nucleotides. Its product is annotated as chromosome segregation protein Spc25-domain-containing protein. The transcript has 5 exons. NCBI's taxonomy places the organism in Eukaryota, Fungi, Basidiomycota, Agaricomycetes, Boletales, Suillaceae. Gene Ontology annotation, biological process: chromosome segregation. Bases 1 to 744 code for a protein of 247 amino acids. Gene Ontology annotation, cellular component: Ndc80 complex. The record is from RefSeq and is a predicted model, not a curated record.